Prorocentrum cordatum is the source of this 935-nucleotide messenger RNA. The record is from the annotation of a GenBank genome assembly. Lineage: Eukaryota; Dinophyceae; Prorocentrales; Prorocentraceae.
UUGCGGACAAGCCCAGCUCGCAUCCUGGUGCUUCGGCGGAGGAGGCUGAGGAAGAGGACGCGUCGUCCGUGGUCAGUGGCGACGCCGAAUUAGGGGACAUCGCGUUUGGCAGUGAAAAAGCAGCCGCAGUUGCGGCCGCUUCCGAGGAAGGGCCCCACGAACCUGCGCGGACGCGCGUCGCCCGCGCAACCUCGCCGGUGUACAGGUCGCGGUUGCGCCCCUCGCAUUUGGCAUUCUGGCGCGACCGCAUAGAGAAGCAGGACAUGGGAAACCUUGGCUUCCUCUUCGGGAACUGGGGAAGGAUGCCAGCAAACGCCGCGAGGCGACAACGCAUAGAGAUGCAGCUGAAGAACUCGCCCGCGCAAAUUAUCGGCAUUGCAGAGUGCCAGCUGGCAACCGAGGAGCUCCUGCAGGAAUCCCCGCAGGCGAGCAUGGCGCGGAAGCUGGAGUGCGUCCACUGGGAGCGGCGGGAGGAGGGCGAGUACCAACGCAGAAACGGCGGCAUGGCCAAGGCGAACACCCGUAUCAUGAUCUGCCGCGUGGAGUUGGACAGGGUGGUGGAAGGCAUGGGCAAAGAAGUCGGCGUCAUGGUCGUGCACCUGCACAACGUGAUCGCGAACGGGAAGUGGAAGCUGAAGAUGCACGACUUUGGGCAGUCGUGCGUGGACCUCAUCCACCGUCACAAAGUGUCGGUGCUCAUGAGCGACUUCGACAUGAGCUUCUUCCGGGUCGUUCCAGAGCUCCGCAGUUGCGGAGUUACGAUCGACCUGGCGGCCUGGUACCCGUGGAGGUCGGCAGUCGGCGAACCUUGCGCCGAUUCUUGCGGGGUGUUCUUCGUCGAGAAGCCAGGCAUCCACAGACUGGUCCAUGGCAUCAAUGACCUGCGCAACCAUGACCAGACGGGCAUUCUUGCCCGUGCCCCGACAGGCUUCCAG